GCCCCUACCGGCGCCCCGCCCCGUCCGGCGCGGCCUCGCUCUCUGUUCUGCGGGAGCCUGGGACCCCCCCACCCCACGGCCUCGCCAGCUCUUCGGUCCGACUAUGGGCCCUGCCGAUCGCCCCGCGCUGAGGUCGCCACCGUCGCCGCCACCUCCUCCAUCGCCGCCGUCACCGCUGCUGCUGCUGCUCCCCCUGUUGCCUCUGUGGUUGGGCCUGGCGGGGCCCGGGGCCGCGGCGGAUGGCAGCGAGCCGGCGGCCCGGGCGGGGCGGGGCGGAGCCCGCACGGUGCGAGUGGACGUGAAGCUGCCGCGGCAGGACGCCCUGGUUUUGGAGGGCGUCAGGAUCGGCCCUGAAGCGGACCCCGAGCCGCUGCUGGGCGGCCGCCUGCUGCUGAUGGACGUCGUGGAUGCUGAGCAAGAGAUACCUGUAGACGGCUGGAUUGCAGUGGCAUAUGUGGGCAAAGAGCAAGCCGCCCAGUUCCACCAGGAGAAUCGAGGCAGUGGCCGGAAGGCAUGUCCCAAGGCCCUGGUCCAGCAGAUGCGCCGUGCCCUCUUCCUGGGGGCCUCUGCCCUGCUUCUCCUCAUCCUAAACCAUAGUGUGGUCCGAGAGCUGGACAUAUCUCAGCUUCUGCUCAGGCCAGUGAUUGUCCUCCAUUAUUCUUCCAAUGUCACCAAGCUGUUGGAGGCACUUCUGCAGAGGACCCAGGCUACUGCUGAGAUCACCAGUAGAGAGUCCCUGUCAGCCAACAUCGAGUGGAAAUUGACAUUGUGGACCACCUGUGGCCUCUCCAAGGACAGCUACGGAGGCUGGCAGGAUUUGGUGUGCCUGGGAGGUGGUCAGGCUCAGGAGCAGAAGCCCCUGCAGCAGCUCUGGAACGCCAUCUUGCUUGUGGCCAUGCUCUUGUGCACAGGCCUUGUGGUUCAGGCCCAGCGGCAGGCAUCAAGACAGAACCAGCAGGAGCCUGGAGGCCAGGGGGAUUUGUUUAAGCGCCGCGUGGUUCGGAGACUAGCAUCCCUCAAGACCCGGCGCUGCCGGCUGAGCAGGACAGCCCACAGCCUUCCAGAGCCCGGCACUGAGACUUGUGCUGUUUGUCUAGAUAACUUCUGUAACAAGCAGUGGCUCCGGGUACUGCCCUGUAAGCAUGAGUUCCACCGAGACUGCGUGGACCCCUGGCUGAUGCUACAGCAGACCUGCCCACUAUGCAAGUUCAAUGUCCUGGGUGAGCAUCAGGGGCAGGGGAGUCCUGGGCUAGCCGCCAGCCCCACCUGAUCCCUCUCCCUGUUCUUCUUUCUCCCCUACAGGGAACCAUUACUCAGAUGACUAACUGCCCAAGUGGAGUUUCUACACUUUGGGAUGGACCCUUCCCAGCCUACACUACAGGAUAGUAGGUUGGACAGAUCAACUAGCCCUAUGGGCAAAGUCAAGACCCCGCCAUACCCAUGGUGGAUAGGAGGGACUCACAGCCCCAGGCUGAAGCCACAGAGCCAGGACCCAUCAGGCAAGGAGAAAUCAUUAGAGCCCUUCUCUGCAACCUUGGGAUAUCUGUCUGCUCUUAUAGGCAGCUCCCAGAACCCGGAGGGAAAGAAAACAUGGCCACUACAUCUGUCUCCAGCAUUCUGGGGCUUCUGUGAUUGAAUUUUAUGCUAUUUAUUGGGGGAUAGAUUGAGGGAAAGAUGUGUGGCUAUGGGACCCGCUGGCAUGACCCCAGGCUAUAGCUUGGUCAAAUCAAAGGUAUAAUGUUCAAAUGAACCUCCUCCACUACCUGCUGCCUGUCCAGCCGGACGACUCCAGUCUGCCUGGGACCAGAGGCCUUAGAAACCAUCUAGUGCUGUAUUUCUUGGUUGGGCUAAAUGUUACUGACCAGGAUACUUGAAGCCACAGAAUAUAUGUGGUGCAUCUGCCAAGGGCAUCGUUUAAAAAAACAUUUGGGUAGGGAAGUUUUAAUAGAAAAAUAAACAUGGAAUAUAUUUUAACAUAAGACAUAAAA
Messenger RNA from Peromyscus maniculatus bairdii (prairie deer mouse), 1988 nucleotides. It is a transcript of the gene Rnf215, whose product is annotated as ring finger protein 215. NCBI's taxonomy places the organism in Eukaryota, Metazoa, Chordata, Mammalia, Rodentia, Cricetidae. The record is from RefSeq and is a predicted model, not a curated record.